CCAGCCCGCACCCAGCCAAACCUCUCAAGCCUCGAAAAAAGAGGUACUUGUCAGCAUAGCGACGAAGAAAACCAAAAACAAAGAAAAUAACAAAGAAAAUAACAAAACAAAAAAUGAACCAAAACCCCUGAAGAAGAAAACAAAACCCAGAGAAAAACAAGAGAAUAAAAACACAAAGACAGCAAACAAAUAGCAAACAAACAACAAACAAACAACAAAAACAACAGACAAACGGCAGACAAACGACAGACACUACAGACACAACAAGAAGACGGGCAGCCAGAACAGGCCCCAUUGGUAUUUCGCAAUGCUCUAUUCGCGGCUGGGCCAGGAUCCAUUGCCCGCGGCGCCGCAGCCAUUCCCGGGCAAUUUUAAACGCGCGCCCAAAGUGCCAUAUAAGCCCGUGACGUUUCAAAGCACGGAAUAUUGGCGGCACAGGAAAAGACCAAGGCUCCACAAUUCCCAUCCAUAUGAGCUUCCUCAAAGGUUGGGCAGGGCCAAGCAGCAAAAACACCCCAGGGCCAGAACCAAAAAAACCGUCGGAUCUGAAAUGUCGGCCGCGGCCCCGGUUCGAAGACCCGCGCACGUCCAGGUCCCAGAAGAACACCCCAAUGCCGAGCUCACGUGCCGAGUCUACAGGGCCUCUCGCAGACCAUCCCAAAUUAACUACCCCUCGGCAACUUCCCGCCUUCUUGACCGUCCACAACGACAUGGCCCACCCAUCAGUAAAUAAAGCCCGCCUCGACACAGGCACUGCCAGGCGGGGGAGCUGGAUGGCACAAAACCAGAAAAAGAAAAUAUACUGAUUGAAGAAUCCACUUUGUGCACACUCCCGCCACAAGGCCAACCGCCCAACACAAAUCCCUCCAGGGAGGCCGAACAGGUGGUGGCGGUUGCCGCGAAUUCGGCAGCGUGGACCCGCGCCAGGGGCAAGUGAGAACACCCCCGAAAAAAUGACAGCGGGCCUGGCGCCGCGGCAGCUUUUGCGGGCCUCGGCCCUGCGCGCAAUCCCGUGGACAAAACAGGGAAACAGACGGCAGCAAAAGACUCGCGCCGCGCCGAGAAAACACCCGCCGCCCGAACAAAAAGAGCGCGAAACUCGGCCCCAACACACCGGCUCGACAAAAUGGCGCCAGAUUCGCGCCUGCCGCCCAAAGAAAAAAAAAAAAAAAUGGCCCCC
Molecule: messenger RNA, 1180 nt
Organism: Metschnikowia bicuspidata var. bicuspidata NRRL YB-4993
Lineage: Eukaryota; Fungi; Ascomycota; Pichiomycetes; Serinales; Metschnikowiaceae
Exons: 1
Coding region: 308-733 (141 amino acids)
Source: RefSeq, a predicted model, not a curated record